UGACACAAGUGCAUCAUGGGAAAACCCAGAGCUGUUGGCCCCUGCUUGUGCCUCACCAUGGGGACACGACAAGUUCUUCUCAUUUUUCUUGGACAUUUUUUCACCGCUCAGUCUCUCCGGAGACUCGAAGAUGCCAUGUUCCCCCAGGAGUUAGGAGGAUUUUUUGACCAUAAUUGGCUUUUUCCCUUUGAUGGAGACUUUGACCUCCCGCCGCUGGACACCGUCUUCAGGUCCUGGCGAAGCCGGAGCCCUGGACUCCACAUGUUUGGUGAAAUCCCUCCCRUCACAAAUGUUCCAAGAGUUCAGGUGUUCUGUGACGAAACGAAACUAAACGUUGCAGUGGAGAAGAAAGCCUUUGGCCUGAUGCUGACUCAGGAAGAAAUACAGCUGGGUGAUGGUUGCAUUAGCAACAAAGAGCUCCCUAACCAGUUUGUCUUUAUUUAUGACUUGGAUCAGUGUGGGACUACAGCAGUGUUGCAAAAUGGUUGGAAGGUGUUCACCAACUCUCUCCACCUGAAUCCUAAGACACMUCCCACUUGGUGGCAAACUCCUCCCACAGUUCACAUCUCCUGCAUCCCAAAGAGGUCGUACAUGGAUUCAAGCGUUAUCCCUCAAUCUGUGAAUGCAAACCUUUUUGACAUCCGAGCCAUGAAUCCUUCCUGGACCACCACAGCAGAGUCCAACCUCUAUAAAAGGGGCCAGCUAGUUGAUCUCCAGGUUUCUGCCAAAACGAGACCAAAUCAACAGCUUUUCAUCCACUCGUGUUUUGUCUCUGAAUCCCCUGAACCUCAAACUAAACCCAAACAUGCAGUGAUACUUAACAAAGGGUGUGCAUCCUCCCUGGGUUCUCCAUAUACUGUUGCUCAGUUUGCUGCUACCAACCGUGCAGAUGUGGUUAAUUUCAGGCUGAAUACGUCACAUCUCUUUUCUGAGUUCUAUGUYCACUGCAGUGUGGUCACCUUGGAUCAGAGGCUCACGUCUACCUCAAAGUCAUGCAACUAUAACGUUAAUAAAUCAAGAUGGGAGGAACUAAGUGGUGCAGACGUCUGUGGCUGCUGUAGCUCRAAGUGUAAAGGCUCAUCUAAGAACACAUCUCAUGAUGCCAAAUCUGUGGUCRGUAUUGGGCCCUUGAUAGUUGUGGAUGAUGAUCGGGAGUUGGGCCCCGCGCUUCCAGAAUCUARACCACAAACUUUCAGCUCUUUACCCACCACUGUGAUGUCUGACACUCCUAGUCCUGCUGAAGACGUGGUUGUUUCUGCUUCCACUGUGUCUCAAAGCAUGCUGGAGUCGACACCGCAGGGUGUAGUAAUGGUGAGGCAGGACCCAACCUCCAGGCUAACACUCUGGCUACCUGGACAGGUGCAGGCUGAACACGGCAACAUGUAUCCAUUUGAAGAUGGCUUGUUGCCGCAAUCGCAGCCAGGUGAGCAUCCUGAGCAGCAGCUUUCUGCCACGGAGGAAACUCUUCUGAGUUCACCCACAAAUGAGGUUUCUGGUCUAACAAAAGUCAAAGGUGACCCUCUGCUGUGGGAUAUGGAACUUGUUGCGCUAACUGAUGGCUGGCCAGUUGCUUCACAAGACAAUGAAGUCAUUGCUGAUUUCCCACGGACCAGGUUUGGAAGAUCUGGGAACCUUGCUACCCAGGCUGACUCACCGCUCCCAACUGAGAUCRACGUCGGCCUCGUGUUUGACGAGUCAAAACAAACUUCACCAGACAGUGAGGACUCCGAAACUCAAACAAAACUGCCACCAGCCGACGGGACUGACACUGCCAUGGGAGACGGGUUUUCCCAAAUUCAAACGGACACAGAGCCUGAAGUAGACGUUCAGCCGAUCGUUCGUACAAAACUGGAGUUCAUGAAGGGUGCAGACGGGUCAACGAGGCUGAGUUAUGAGGAAGAAGUGAAGCAAAAGGUGGAGAAACGUCCACAAGGAAAACAAGAGGCAAGAUUGAAGGGUCUGCGCUCAACUUUUCUCAAUUUGUUGCGGAGUAUGGAUAAGGCAGAAUAAUGCAGUCCAGAAGAAUAUUUAAAUAAAAAUGCUAAAUAUUGCUUCUGUACACUUGUUUUUUUUUUUUUUUUUUUUUGUU
Messenger RNA from Austrofundulus limnaeus, 2089 nucleotides. It is a transcript of the gene zpcx, whose product is annotated as zona pellucida protein C. Gene Ontology annotation, cellular component: extracellular matrix. The transcript has 9 exons. The record is from RefSeq and is a predicted model, not a curated record. NCBI's taxonomy places the organism in Eukaryota, Metazoa, Chordata, Actinopteri, Cyprinodontiformes, Rivulidae. Bases 16 to 2010 code for a protein of 664 amino acids. Gene Ontology annotation, biological process: egg coat formation; positive regulation of acrosome reaction; binding of sperm to zona pellucida. Gene Ontology annotation, molecular function: acrosin binding.